Messenger RNA from Bolinopsis microptera, 3894 nucleotides. RefSeq lists its product as uncharacterized. Bases 1 to 3894 code for a protein of 1297 amino acids. NCBI's taxonomy places the organism in Eukaryota, Metazoa, Ctenophora, Tentaculata, Lobata, Bolinopsidae. The transcript has 4 exons. Gene Ontology annotation, molecular function: zinc ion binding; nucleic acid binding. Gene Ontology annotation, biological process: DNA integration. The record is from RefSeq and is a predicted model, not a curated record.
AUGGCAAACAAGUUGGAGAACCUGUCACUAAUGGCGGACGUGAAAAGUUGGUUAGAAAGGUUUGAUUUUCACGCCCUGGCCAAUUCUUGGAUGGGGACAGUGCCGGACCUAGCAGAAGACAGCAGUAACGCAGCAGAGCGAACCUUGAUCAUAAAAAAGAAUGUAGCGGUGUUCAUAUCUAAAUGUGAUGCUGAAAUAUUCAAGCUUUUAAAAGCUUUGUGUGCGCCGGAGAAUGUAGCUGACUCGAACCAUCCUAGACUGAGGAAGUUGUUAUUGGACCACCUGGCACCGGCACCUACUAAAUUCGCUCAAAGGCACAAAUUUAGGAGUGGACGUCAGCAGUCAGAUGAGUCUGGAGCCAGCUUUAUAUCAAGAUUAAGGUCACUGGCAAAUGAGUGUGAAUUUGGCACAAACUAUAACGAAGCUUUGCUAGAUCAGAUUCUGUGCGGUCUGAAGGACGAGAAACUGGUAUCGGAACUGUUGGUCAAAACAGAUUUGGAUCUGGAAACAGCCAUAAGAGAAGCGCUCAACAGAGAGCAAGCUCAGAAAGAGGCUCAAGGAAUGCAUGGUAGUAUGUCUGCCACAGUGAACAGUGUUAAGUAUAGUAAACAUCCAACAUUCAAGAGAACAGUAAAUAACCCUUAUCUGAAGAAGGGGGAGUCAUCUCAAAUGGACAAAAAACAAUAUCAGCCGGAAAAUCGGGACUCAAACAACAAAUCAAAAACCAAGUGUAAGAAGUGUGGUUUAAGGGGUCAUGAGGCUGAUAAAUGUGAGGUGAGAUGUUACAAAUGUUCGGGACUUGGGCACAUCAGUAGCAAGUGUAGGAAUAAUUGGAACAAGCGAGAUGUCAACAAUGUAGACAGCGAUGCAGAACUACAAGAGUUUGACGACAACUGCAACAGCAUUCUCGACGAGGAGUUUUAUGGGCUUCAGUUUGGAAGGAAAACACUGAGAGUGGCUAGUGGACAGCAGGUGAUCGUGGAUGGCUAUGCAGUGGUGGAUGUGACAAUGAAUGGUAAAAAAGUUCCGGACUUGCACUUGUAUGUAGCCGAGGAUUUCCCAACUUUGUUAGGGAGACCCUGGAUAACAAAGUUCUGUGGUGAGAACUGGCUAGACAAGCUGCUAAGUACCAGGUUGGUCAACCGUUUGGCAAUUGAGACAACCCAGCGUUCUGAAGAUUCUCAGCAGGUGAACAACUGUGAGAAAUGUGCAGGUAGCGACGGUAGAGGGGGACCAAUGAUGCAAACUGAUGGGACCAACGUGAAGAAUGAUUUAAAACUGAAUGAUGACUGUACCAGAGUGGAUCAGUGCAGAAGUUUGGAGGAGCUCAAACUGAGUGAUGUGUUCAAAUCGGGACUUGGACUAGUGAAGGAUGUGGAGGCGAGUUUGGUCCUGCGAGACAACUCCAAGCCUAUAAUGUUGAAGGCUAGAAACCUGCCGUAUGCCUUGAGACACAAAGUUGAGGAUGAACUUAACUCAAUGGUUGAAAGCGGUAUCCUGUCCAAAGUAGAUGAUAGCCCGUGGGGGACUCCUCUAGUUCCAGUAAAGAAAGACGGAGGUGAGUCUGUUCGAAUAUGUGGAGACUACAAGUCAACGUUGAACAAGUGUGUGAGCACCCGACAGUACCCUUUGCCCACAGCGGAAGAGUGCUUUAAUACAGUUCGGGGUGGCCUAAAGUUUUCAAAAGUGGACAUCAAGAAAGCUUACAAUAACAUCCAGAUUAGAGAGGAGGACCGAGUCUUGACGACACUUAACACACACAAAGGACUGUACCAAUGGAAUAGAUUACCCUAUGGUAUCAGUAGUUCUGCAGCAAUCUUUCAGUCAAUAAUGGAUGAUACCCUACGCGGUGUGCCGAUGACUUGUUGCAGAAUAGAUGAUAUCCUAAUAUCGGGUAAAAAUGACGAAGAGCACUUGAUUAACCUGAACAGAGUGAUUUCUCGCUUGGAGAGACGUGGAUUCAAGUGCAAACUCGAGAAAACCUGCCUUAUGGAGAAAGAAGUGAUUUACUUGGGACACCGAGUAUCAGCAGAGGGGAUACAACCGGUACAGAGUAAAGUAGACAGUUUAAAGUUGGCUCCUGAACCCAAAAACGUGGACCAACUGGUCAGUUUUCUGGGUGCAGUGAACUACUAUCGACGAUAUUUACCGAACCUGUCAUCUGUUAUUGCUCCCCUAGAUAGGUUAAGAGCAAAGGGAGUGCCGUGGAAGUGGUCCAAUGAGGAGCAUGAAGCGUUCCAAAGUUUGAAGAACUUGUUGUGUUCUCGUCGUGUGUUGACAUUCUACAACCCUAAGCUACCUCUGAAACUCGAUACGGAUGCGUCUAAAUCUGGAAUAGGAGCAGUAUUAUCUCACAUAAUGCCUAAUGGAGAAGAACGCCCGAUCGAGUAUGUGUCACGAACCUUAUCGUCUGCAGAAAGGAACUAUGCACAAAUGGACAAAGAAGCUUUGGCAAUAGUAUGGUCAAUAAAGAGACUGCAUAUCUAUCUCUAUGGAAGGAGAUUUAAACUGGUCACGGAUCACAAAGCUUUAGUUCGAAUCUUUGGAGACAAACCAAUUCCUGAGAUGACAGCUAACCGGAUAACAAGGUGGGCCUUGUUCCUGAUGAACUACCAAUACGACAUCGAGUAUCGCACCACAAAAGAUCACGCAAAUUGUGAUAUGCUGUCGAGACUACCAAAGGAGGUGAGACACCCAACUGUGGUUAAAGAUGACUGUUUGGAUAUGUUUUCUCUGACAGUGAGUGAAGCCAUGCUCAACGCCGAGUUGGUGGCUCGAGAAACGAAGAAAGAUCCGAUACUGAGCAAGGUUUUGUGUUAUAUUCUGGAAGGAUGGCCAGAUUACCUGAAAUGUGAGGGAGAACUAGCAUCUUUUUGGAGCAGGAGAGACGAGCUGACAGUGGAACUAGGCUGUGUGACCUGGGGAGCUCGAGUGGUCAUCCCUGUAAAGUUGAGAGAUACUGUGAUACGUAUAUUACAUUCGACCCACAUUGGUAUGUCAGGUAUGAAGAGCUUAGCUCGUUCUUAUGUAUACUGGCCUCGUCUUGACACACAAAUCGAGGAUACUGCUCGGACGUGUGAGACGUGUGGCAAGUACGGUAAGAACCUACCCAAACUGGUAGAUCAUCCGUGGGCUAGAGCAACAGCACCAUUCCAACGGGUCCAUGUAGACUUUGCUGGGCCUUUCUUAGGCAGUAUGUGGCUCUUACUGGUAGAUGCUUAUAGUAAAUGGCCUGAAGUAAUUCAGAUGAAUGCUAAUACAACAUCUAGAGCAACAAUUCGUGCAUUAAGAUCGAUAUUUGCACGAACAGGUAUUCCUAUGACACUAGUAUCCGACAAUGGACCCCAGUUUGUGUCUGAGGAAAUCGAGAGUUACCUGCGCUCCAACGGAGUGAAACACGUCACAGUUCCGACCUAUAGCCCAAAGUCAAACGGAAUUUGUGAACGCUUGGUGCAAACCUUUAAAGGAGCUUUAAAGAAAAUGAAUGAGUCGAGUAAAGACGUGAGUAAAAAUCUAUAUGAUUUCCUGUUAACAUAUAGAAACACCCCGCAUUCGUCUACUGGACAAACACCAGCAGUUUUAGCUUGGAACAGAUCGCUGAGGUUUAGUCUACACCAGAUAAAACCAGCCGACCACAUGAAGGUUCAAGCUUUACAGACAGAGAAACUGCAAAAAGUCGUAGAUGAGCAAAAAAAGACACGAGAAUUUAUGGAGAACCAACAAGUUUUUGUACGAAUGGACAAUCGAGGACCGUGGGUACAAGCUCGAGUGAUCAAGAGAUACGGUGAUAACUCAAACAACUACGCAAUCCAGCACGAAGGCAGAGUGGUUAAGAAACACGCAGAUGUGCUAAAACCUAGAUACUCACCGCCUCUUAUGGCUAGUUCCAAAUAG